Messenger RNA from Acipenser ruthenus (sterlet), 2909 nucleotides. RefSeq names its product glycogen phosphorylase, liver form-like. The coding region runs from base 95 to 2665 and encodes 856 amino acids. Lineage: Eukaryota; Metazoa; Chordata; Actinopteri; Acipenseriformes; Acipenseridae. Gene Ontology annotation, biological process: glycogen catabolic process. Gene Ontology annotation, cellular component: cytoplasm. Gene Ontology annotation, molecular function: pyridoxal phosphate binding; glycogen phosphorylase activity. The record is from RefSeq and is a predicted model, not a curated record. The transcript has 20 exons.
CAGGAGGCUGACACGAGCGCUUGUGUCUUUCCUUCAACUGUGAAGCGAGUGAGACGAAAAUAAACACAAACUUAAACAAGUCUAACACUACACCAUGGCAACGCCUAUGUCAGACCAGGAGAAGAGGAAGCAAAUUAGUAUUAGGGGGAUAGUUGGGGUGGAGAAUGUCGCCGAGAUAAAGAAAGGGUUUAACAGGCACCUGCAUUUCACCUUGGCGAAGGAUAGAAAUGUGUCGACGCAGAGAGACUACUUUUUCGCGCUGGCUCACACCGUUCGGGAUCACCUGGUCGGGAGAUGGCUCAGGACUCAGCAGUACUACUACGAAACCGACCCAAAGCGCGUGUAUUAUCUUUCCCUUGAGUUCUACAUGGGCCGCACCCUGGAGAACACUAUGAUCAACCUGGGUCUGCAGAAUGCCUGCGAUGAGGCCAUCUAUCAGCUGGGUUUGGAUAUGGAAGAUCUGGAGGAGAUGGAGGAAGAUGCUGGUCUGGGAAAUGGUGGCCUGGGCAGACUCGCAGCGUGCUUCCUGGACUCCAUGGCUACCCUGGGCCUUGCAGCCUACGGAUAUGGAAUCCGAUAUGAAUAUGGAAUCUUUAACCAGAGGAUCAACGAUGGAUGGCAGGUGGAGGAGGCUGAUGACUGGCUGAGGCAUGGCAAUCCCUGGGAGAAGGCUCGUCCAGAGUUUAUGCUGCCCGUUCACUUCUAUGGCCAUGUGGAAAAAACCAGGGAGGGACCCAAGUGGGUGGACACACAGGUGGUCCUUGCGAUGCCCUAUGACACUCCCAUCCCAGGGUACAUGAACAACACUGUCAACACCAUGAGGCUCUGGUCUGCCCGGGCUCCCAACGACUUCAAUCUGCAGGACUUUAACGUGGGAGACUACAUUCAAGCUGUGUUGGACAGGAGUGUGGCUGAGAAUAUCUCCCGAGUGCUCUACCCUAACGACAAUUUCUUCGAGGGGAAGGAGCUGCGUCUGAAGCAGGAGUAUUUCGUGGUUGCUGCUACACUACAGGACAUCAUCAGGAGAUUCAAGGCCUCCAAGAAGGGCCGCAUUACCUUUGAGACCUUUCCUGACAAGGUGGCUAUUCAGCUGAAUGACACCCACCCUGCCAUGGCUAUUCCUGAGCUGAUGAGGAUCUUGGUGGACAUCGAGAAACUACCCUAUGAUAAGGCCUGGGAGAUCACCCAGAAGACUUUUGCUUACACCAACCACACUGUGCUUCCUGAGGCUCUGGAGCGCUGGCCUGUUCAAUUGAUGGAGAAGCUGCUGCCUAGACACCUGCACAUAAUCUACGAGAUCAACCAGAAGCACUUGGAUAAAAUCUCUGCUCUGUUCCCAAAAGACAUGGACCGAUUGCGCAGGAUGUCUAUCGUCGAGGAGGAGGGUGUGAAGAGGAUCAACAUGGCACACCUGUGUAUUGUUGGCUCGCACGCAGUCAACGGGGUGGCACAGAUCCACUCCCAGAUCGUCAAGGACCAAGUGUUCCGUGACUUCAGUGAGCUGGAGCCCGAAAAGUUCCAGAACAAGACCAACGGCAUCACCCCCAGACGCUGGCUGCUGAUGUGCAAUGCAGGGCUGGCUGAACUCAUCGCUGAGAAAAUUGGAGACGGGUAUGUAAAGGAUCUGAGCCAGCUGAGGAAGAUUGCUGCAUUUGUCAAUGAUGAGUCUUUCAUUCGAGAUGUUUCAAAAGUAAAACAGGAGAACAAGAUGAAAUUUGCACAGUACCUGGAGAAGGAGUACAAGGUGAAGAUCAACCCCUCCUCCAUGUUCGAUGUCCACGUGAAGCGAAUCCAUGAGUACAAGAGGCAGCUGCUCAACUGUCUGCACAUAAUCACGAUGUACAACCGCAUAAAGAAGGACCCUGCAAAGCAUUUUGUCCCAAGAACUGUCAUUAUUGGUGGCAAAGCAGCCCCCGGUUACCACAUGGCCAAGAUGAUCAUCAAGCUCAUCACGUCUGUGGGAGAUGUGGUGAAUAACGACCCUGUGGUGGGCAACAGGCUCAAGGUCAUUUUUCUGGAAAACUACCGUGUGUCCCUGGCUGAGAAAGUGAUCCCGGCGACUGACCUGUCCGAGCAGAUCUCCACAGCCGGCACCGAGGCCUCGGGCACGGGCAACAUGAAAUUCAUGCUGAACGGGGCGCUGACCAUCGGCACCAUGGAUGGAGCAAAUGUGGAGAUGGCAGAGGAGGCGGGAGAGGGGAACCUCUUCAUCUUCGGCAUGAGGGUGGCGGACGUGGAGGCUCUUGACAAGAAGGGGUACAAUGCCAUGGACUACUAUGACAAGUUGCCAGAACUGAAACAGGUGAUGGAUCAGAUCAAAAGUGGCUACUUCUCCCCGAAACAGCCUGAUCUCUUCAAGGACAUCACUGACAUGCUUUUCAAACAUGAUAGGUUUAAAGUUUUUGCUGACUUUGAAGACUAUGUUAAAAGCCAGGAAAAAGCGAGCAAUCUUUACCAGGACCCGAAGCAGUGGACCAAGAUGGUGAUCAUAAACAUUUCAGCGUCGGGUAAGUUCUCCAGCGACCGGACCAUCAAGGAGUAUGCCAAGGAUAUCUGGGGGGUGGAGCCUUCGGAUAUAAAGAUCAAGCCCCCGAACGAGCCCCGUGAGCCUGUGGAAACUCGAGAGGCUGCUAUGAAACCCAAGUCCAAGGGAAACCUUUUGUAAACUUAAGAGCACUUGCAUUCACAAGCUUCAUUUUCUAUCUAAACUGUUUAAUUUCAGAGAUAUAUAUAUCCCUUGCCCCCCUACCCCAUAAAUUAAAUGCAGUUCUGUGAUAAAUAAGUCUUAAAGUUGCAGUAGAGGGUACAAAAAAAAAAGUUUAAUUUUUGAAAAUGCGGCUUUCAGACUUGUCAUCUGAUACAAGCAAGAUUUCUGUACUGUUCAAACAAUAAAAGCACAUUUUCCAGAA